AUGGAUGAAGACAACAACAACAAUCACUCCAAUUCCUUCAUGAAAACCACCACAACCAUUCAUGACGAAACCAAAAAACGUUGGUACGACUAUAUUCACUCCAAUCACGUCUGUUCCUGUAUCUUUCUUCUCUUCUCUUUGGUGAGUAUUGCCUUCAUCAUUGCCUUUUUGGUGCCCAUGUGGCAAUUCGCUCCCAUCUCCACCGAAUGUACGUUGCUUUCCAAGUCGUUGAAUGCCUCGUUCAUUGGUUCCGAUGAGAAGGCGACUUUCCGUAAAUUUCGAGCAGAAUUUACGGUGAGUUAUACGGUCAAUACGGCAAUAAGUGGAAACUCGAAACAAGAAAUUGUAUCGACGCUGUAUGGACCCUCUGCCGAUUCGUGGUGGAAUACGAGAGAGGCUGGUUAUGUACUCUCUUCGGCCAUACGGAAUGAGUUUUAUCAGUCGUAUCGGGUAGGACAGAAAUUUGAGUGCUUUUAUUCGAGUUCGGAUGUGAAUGCUGUUGUGUUGGAAUAUGAUCCGAGAUUGAAUGGAUUGAUUGCCAUUCCGGUGGCUUUGAUCUUGUUGAGUUUGUGGAUUUGUGUUCAUCCCGAGAUUGAGAAAUAUAUUCGAUCUAAAUAUCAACAGCGACAAUCUUUGAAACAAUAUAUGGAAUUAUCUCAGAUGGAAGAGACUUAUAGCAAGGAAAUGGCUGAGAAAGUUGCCAGUGAUCUCUUCUUUGAUGAUACCGUAGGUGCCUAUCGAAGAAUUGGUACUGGAGAAAUUGUACAGCCAGCCGCUGAGACGGAUCAUCUCGAUGGUGAUGAUGAAUAUGAAUUGAUUGAGGAAGAAAUUGAAGUGAUUGGUAAAUUCUUUGGACAAAAUGUUGAAGAACAAGGAAGAUUCAUCACGAAGAGUGAACAGAUGGAACGAGAGGCAUCAGAGAAUAAUGAAAAGAAUAUUAAGAUUGUCUCUAGUUCGAGUGUGCAAGAAGAAAGUGAGACAAAACAAGAGGAUCAAAGUGGAAAGGGUUUUUCAACCUCUAUUCAAGAGGCCACACCUAAACCACCACAACCUCAACAUACCUUGCUUGUGUUGGAUUCAGAUUCUGAGGAUGAUGACGACUAUGACGAUUAG
Molecule: messenger RNA, 1113 nt
Organism: Naegleria fowleri
Lineage: Eukaryota; Heterolobosea; Eutetramitea; Acrasida; Naegleriidae
Exons: 1
Coding region: 1-1113 (370 amino acids)
Source: RefSeq, a predicted model, not a curated record